This is a messenger RNA of Psilocybe cubensis, 2346 nucleotides long. Its product is annotated as putative glucan endo-1,3-beta-glucosidase. Gene Ontology annotation, molecular function: polygalacturonase activity. Lineage: Eukaryota; Fungi; Basidiomycota; Agaricomycetes; Agaricales; Agrocybaceae. The coding region runs from base 1 to 2346 and encodes 781 amino acids. The transcript is spliced from 21 exons. The record is from RefSeq and is a predicted model, not a curated record.
AUGCUCUCCCUCCGUGCCCUGGGAGCUGCAACUCUUGUGCUUGCUUGUACCAGCGCCGUCCUUGGACUGGGUUCGUCAUGCUCUGGGCCUAUCGGACCUGGAACCUCUGGACAAAAUGACCCGUUCUGGAUGGAAAGCAUAAAGCAUCAAGGAAAAUCUGCCUUUAACCCCAACCCAAACGUAUAUUCCGUUUUCCGUAACGUAAAGGACUUCGGUGCUCGUGGAGAUGGCGUUACCGACGACACGGCAGCCAUUAAUGCUGCAAUUACAUCUGGUGGUCGAUGUGGAGGUGGCGGUUGUCGCUCCUCAACUCUCACCCCCGCUGUUGUAUACUUCCCCAAAGGAACUUAUCUCGUCUCUGCACCCAUCAUACCAUACUACUACACACAGCUCAUCGGAGACGCGAAGAACUUCCCUACUAUACUUGCAUCAGCAUCUUUCGAUGGAAUGGCUGUCAUAGAUGCGAACCCGUACAUUCCUGGAGGCGGAGGUGCACAGUACUGGACAAAUCAAAAUAACUUCCAUAAGUCCAUCAGGAACUUCGUGAUCGACGUUAGACGUGUCCCAGCCGACAAGCCUCAAGGAACAGGAAUUCACUGGCAGGUUGCUCAAGCGACAUCUCUCAUGAACAUCGUGAUACAGAUGUCGGCGGAACCCAACACUGCCCACCAAGGCAUCUGGAUGGAAAACGGAAGCGGCGGUUAUAUGGGAGACCUGGUAUUUAAUGGAGGCAAAUUUGGAAUUUGGGGCGGAAACCAACAGUUCACCGUCAAAAAUGUCACCUUCAACAACGUCCAGACGGCCGUAUACAGCUUGUGGAAUUGGGGUUGGACCUACCAGGGUGUUACUAUCAACAACGCUCAGGUCGGGUUUGAUAUCGCGUCUGGAGGACUGACGAUUGACACCCAGACCACUGGUGCUCAAGCGAUCAUCGAUGCCGUCGUCACAAACACUCAGAUUUUCGUUCGAAACUCUCAACCUAGCAAUGGCCGUCUGGCAGGAUCUUUGGUGCUUAACAACGUCAGACUCAAUAACGUCCCUGUAGCUGUGGGUGUAGUUGGCGGGGCCGUUGUACUUAAUGGCGGUUCCACCACGAUCUCAUCUUGGGGUCAAGGAAAUAUUUACCGUGGCACUAACCCAAGUGGCUCAUUUAUACAAGGUAAUAUUCCGGCACCAAAUAAAGAUGCAAGCCUACUGGAUAGCGCUGGAAGAAUUGUCGCACGCACACAUCCUCAAUACGCUGAGUAUGCUGUAAAUCAAUUCAUCAGCGUUAAGGAUUAUGGUGCUGUAGGAGAUGGCUUUACAGACGAUACGGCUGCUCUCACCAGUAUCUUUAAUCGGUUUUCGGGAUGCAAAAUUAUCUUUUUCGAUGCUGGCACAUAUGUCGUGUCGAACACCAUCACCAUUCCUGCGGGAACUCAAAUGACUGGUGAAGCGUGGACUGUACUUGCAGGGAAAGGGCCAGCGUUCCAGGACCAGAACAAUCCUCGCCCUGUUUUCAGAAUCGGAGAGACCGGUUCUCAAGGUGUACUCGAAAUCAGCGACAUCGUUUUCAGCACCAUUGGGCCAGCUGCUGGUGCUAUUAUCGUUGAAUGGAACGUCAGACAACCCUCUGGAUUCCAAGCUGGAGCAGGAAUGUGGGAUUCUCAUGUCCGAACUGCCGGGGCAGCGGGGACAAAUCUUGAGGGAAAUAGGUGCCCCAAGAGUGGAGCAGGAGGGUUCGAUAAUUGUUUCGCGGCUUACAUGGCGCUUCACCUCACGCCACGAUCUACUGCCUACAUUGAGGGAGCAUGGGUCUGGCUCGCUGAUCAUGACUUGGAUUUCCCAGGAGAAGGUCAAAUAUCCGUUUAUUCAGGCCGUGGAAUCUUGUCAGAAUCGCAAGGACCAGUGUGGUUGAUAGGAACAGCUGAACAUCACGUCUUGUAUCAGUAUAACCUUGUGAAUGCAGCCAACCACUAUAUGGGUCUUAUUCAGACCGAAUCACCGUACUACCAGCCUGCACCAGUUUCUCCUUCCCCUUUCACGAUUAAUCGUACGAUGAAGGAUCCAACGCCUUAUAGCGGAAACCCAUCUGCAUGGGCAGUUUCCAUCACACAGUCACGUAAUAUCCUCAUUUUUGGUGCUGGUCUUUACAGCUUCUUCGAUAACUACUCGCAAGCCUGCAUCGACUCGCGAAACUGCCAAUCACAGCUGCUCAACAUUGACACAGCCUCGACAAAUAUCAACAUAUACAGCCUUUCUACAGUCGCAACUAUGUUCCAAGUCAGUGUCAAUGGAGCAGGGAUCGUCAACCAGGCGGGAAAUGUGAACGGGUUUGCAUCGACCGUAACAAGCUGGAGCCAAUAA